AGGGGGAAGGGACCGAGUAGCGGUGAGCUGGGAGCGCAUGCGUAGUGCGGGGGACGCGUGCGACGUUCGGUGGCUGAGCAGCGGACCCGCCUGGCGGAGGCCAGAGGAAGGGCGAGCCCCUGGAGGUAUGGCCGAGAGCGGCGCGUGGUUGCUCGUGCUGAGCUCGGUUUUCUUGUGUAACCUCCUCAAAAUCCUCCUGCCCUCCUGCUCGUCCAUUAUAUCCAGGUUGCUACAGCAGGAUGCAGAGCAGGAAUCCCAGAUGAGAGCUGAAAUUCAGAACAUGAAGCAAGAACUCUCAACUAUUAGCAUGAUGGAUGAGUUUGCUAGAUAUGCCCGACUGGAAAGAAAGAUUAACAAAAUGACAGACAAGCUUAAAACUCAUGUGAAAGCACGGACUGCUCAAUUAGCCAAAAUAAAGUGGGUUAUAAAUAUUGUAUUUUAUAUCUUACAAGCUGCCUUGAUGAUCUCGUUAAUUUGGAAAUAUUAUUCUGAACCAGUUACGGUGCUCCCAAGCAAAUGGCUAGCCCCACUGGAGCGUUUAGUAGCCUUUCCUACAGGAGUGGCAGGUGUUAACAGUAAUAGCCUAGUAAUAGCUAUAAAAGCAAAUGGCUCAGCCCAACCAGCUGACAAAGAUCUCGCUUGAAAAUCUACAUUGAAAGCUUGCAUUUUGUCCCAAAGGCUCUGUAAUGAACAAUCAGAAGAACUGAACUGUAGAGCUGAAGACUUUCUACCAGAACAAGGCUUAACUUUGCUAACCUCUCACGGAAGCCAAAAUCAUCAAGUGUUCUGAAUUAAGUAUCCUAAUAUGCCCAAGAAUGCUCAACCUAUUGAUCAAUCGGAUUGUAAGCACCCUGAUGCAUCUUCUGUAGAGAAGUACUCUUCUGUGAUGGAGAACUUCGUUUUCAUGGUUUUAUCAUAUCUGCUGAAUAAGAUCACUGAUGUAAAAUUUACUCAGAAUAACAUUUAAGUGAGAUCUUAGAAGGUAAAAAAAGCUGCUUUUCAAUAAAUGUCGAACAUACUGCAAGAAGAUUUAA
Messenger RNA from Alligator sinensis (Chinese alligator), 1034 nucleotides. It is a transcript of the gene GET1, whose product is annotated as tryptophan rich basic protein. Lineage: Eukaryota; Metazoa; Chordata; Crocodylia; Alligatoridae. The record is from RefSeq and is a predicted model, not a curated record. The coding region runs from base 38 to 643 and encodes 201 amino acids. Gene Ontology annotation, biological process: tail-anchored membrane protein insertion into ER membrane. The transcript is spliced from 5 exons.